This is a messenger RNA of Zingiber officinale, 1620 nucleotides long. RefSeq lists its product as uncharacterized. The transcript is spliced from 6 exons. NCBI's taxonomy places the organism in Eukaryota, Viridiplantae, Streptophyta, Magnoliopsida, Zingiberales, Zingiberaceae. The coding region runs from base 1 to 1620 and encodes 539 amino acids. The record is from RefSeq and is a predicted model, not a curated record. Gene Ontology annotation, molecular function: phosphatidylinositol binding; metal ion binding.
AUGGCGAUCGACGUCAGGGAGCUUGCUAAUCUUGCCAACUCAUCUGCUACUUGGUUCUCCGAUCGGGGGAUCUUCAGUAUGAUGACCUCCUUAAAGUUGGCCUUCAGCUUCUCAAAGUCGCCUACUCAAUUCAAUAUGAUAGGCAGCGGCAAUCUCCACCCCGCAACAGAAGUCGAGGAAUCAGAUCCUUCCCUGUUCGUGCCAGAGCUAGCCCUGGAGAAUAUAUGCCUUUCGUCUGCUGAGGUAUCUGAUAAAACAGAGGACGGCCACAAUGAUAUCCCUUCCUCUGAGAUGGAUGAAAUUUUCACUUCAGUAAUGCUUCAAUCUCCUGUUCAUAAAACGGACGCUACUGAAGAUCUCGUUAAAAGGAAACCGGCCAAAUAUUUCUAUUACGAUUCACCACUUUACGAAGAAACUGGCUUUUGGAUUCCCGUGUCUGCCAAUGGCGGCUACUUUCCCGAGGAAGAAGAAGACUUCGGCAAGGAGAUGACCAUGUGGGACGUGGUUUCUGAAAUGCUUCUUACACUCCGUGGCAAAGCGGCCACCCUCAGUUCGAGCGACCUAACGAGUCGUCAAAUGCCUCGUACGUCAACAGAACUCUUAGAGCAAACAUGGAAACAGAUGGCUGAUACUCUGUCGGAGGCUGACUUUGGCCACGCCGCAGAGAUUUUGGAAACGCAGCCACCCAAGUGGUUGCCGGACAGUGCCGCCGCCGCUUGCAUGCUGUGCAAUGCGCGCUUCCACCCGAUCACUUGCUCGAGGCAUCAUUGCCGGUUUUGCGGCGGCAUAUUCUGCAACGGUUGCUCUAAAGGAAGAAGCUUGCUCCCUCCAAAAUUCAGAGUGGCCGACCCACAACGCGUCUGCGAUGUCUGUGACGUUCGAUUGGAGUCGGUUCAGGCUUACUCGAUGAAUCAAAUCAGUCACGCUUCACAACUUCCGACCCAUGAUUUGACUCACCUCACCACCUUGCGAUCUUGGUUGAACUUCCCAUGGGGUCGAACUAUGGAGCAUGAGAUUUACAAAGCAGCAAAUAUACUUCGUGCAUACACUAAGGUUGGAUCUUUGAAACCUGAGAAGUCCAUCCCUGAUGUUAUUCUGAAACAAGCGAAAGGCCUUGCGAUCCUAACCGUUGUCAAUGUUGGUCUAGUUGUUACUUAUAAAAUUGGGACUGGUCUUGUCGUCUGUCGACGAGAAGAUGGCUCCUGGUCUCCACCCUCUGCCAUUUCUUCGGUUGGUUUUGGAUGGGGAGCUCAGGUUGGAGGCGAGCUAACAGACUAUAUAAUUGUAUUGAGGAACACAGCCGCCGUCAAAACUUUUAGUAGCUAUGGGCAUUUAUCAGUUGGUGCCGGAGUGAGGGCAGCUGCCGGCAUUGUUGGACGAACGGCGGAGGCUGACGUACGUGCGGGUGAUGGUGGUUAUGCUGCUUGUUACACGUACAGCUGCAGUAAAGGUGCAUUUGUUGGUUGCGCUCUCAACGGGAACAUGGUCAAUACUCGUGUCUCCGUGAACACCUGUUUCUACGGUGCUCCUGUCAAGGCCUCCGAGAUACUUUUGGGUUCGAUGCCGAGGCCGCCGGCUGCCGCGAUCCUCUACCGUGCUCUAUGUCAUCUUCUUCCUUGA